Messenger RNA from Coregonus sp. 'balchen', 33565 nucleotides. NCBI's taxonomy places the organism in Eukaryota, Metazoa, Chordata, Actinopteri, Salmoniformes, Salmonidae. The record is from the annotation of a GenBank genome assembly.
AUGAAUAAUCAGCCGCGGUUCAGCCGUGCACUGCCAGGAGCAGGAGGCUGCCAAGCUCUGGCCUCGGGUGCGGUGGGCCCGAAAAGGAGGCCCUGGCAGCCGGCCACAGGGCUUUUGCUUGUUCAGGAUUUCUUAUUAAAUCCUUUUAUUGUGCUCCACUCACGCAAAGGGCCAAGGCGAAACAAGCGCAGAGAAAUGACUGGAGGGGUGGAAAAAGGAGAGCGAGGAGAGAGAAGGGAAAUGGGAUCUCUUUUGUUUCUCUCUUUUGCCAGUCGCUCCCUCGCUCUCUGUUGCCCCUCACUCUCUCGCCCUCUCUCUGUGUCUCCCUCUAUCUCUCACUCUCUUUCUCUCUCUCCCUCUGUGACUGAAAAUAUGUUUGAUUUACUGUAUGGGAUAGUUGUGGUGAGGUGAAAAGUUUUUGUCCCUCAACAGGCCGGCUGGCUCUGGUUGUGUGUCGUCUAUCUGUUCACUAAGCCCCUUUCCUUUCUGAAUGGUACAUUCCUUCUCUAGGAUUAUUUCUAUUUUUGAACAAUGUAAAUGUAAUGUAUAGGGACUCAGUCUCUGGAGUCUAGACAAUAGUGUUUUUGGCUGCCUCCAACUGCUGUUUAUGGGAUAUGUGGUCUUCCUUGAGCAAAUAUCAAAUGAAAAGCACAUGCAUUCACAUUUUAAAGGACAAGUGAUAGUCUGGUUGUGCAGCUCUCUGUCAAUGGAGGCCUUCUGGAGUCCCAUUUUUAAAGUCUUGCCAGAAAAUAUAACCAUGGUUUGUGUUGUUUCAGCUGUUUCUCUUCUGGAUUUGACCGAGCAGUUCACGCCGCCAGAAACUGCUCCCCCUACCCUGGUGAACCUAGUGGAGGCCAUUGAGAAGAAAGGUACGCACUCACACACAACACAAUGCAAUGCAAUGCAAUGCAAUGCAACGCAAACAUAAACAUACAUACACAGUAAAUAUACAGGGGUAAACUAGUAGUCGCCAUUCAGAGGAGAGGUACAAUGGUAAUGCAUGACAUUACUCCGGUAUUAUUCCAUUAUUCCAUUAGUCCAAAACCUGUCUCAUACCUCCACAGACUGCACUAUACAGCUACACUGUAGUGUUUAUUUGUCCCUGAUAGUUUGAUUUAUUCUCACCUGUGUGCUCAUGGUAUCAUGGAGUGAUGCAUUACCAACUAGACUCGGGAGGAGGUCUUCAUUCACAGUUUCAGCGCGCAUAGGGGAGAGCCGGGACAAAAGUAACGCGGGGCGAAUUAGCACGCCCAUUUUCUCAGAUGAUACAGAAGCUAGAAGGAUGUAGUGAAGUCAGCACGUUCCUAAUGCGGAGUACGAGCUCCCUGUAAAAAAAACAGCCCAGUGCCGACCAUGUUUUGCCAAGUUAUCUACAGAACAUGUUUUUAGCGAUGUACAGUACCAGUCAAAAGUAUGGACACCCCGACUCAUUCCAGGGUUUUUCUUUAUUUUUACUAUUUCCUACAUUGUAGAAUAAUAGUGAAGACAUCAAAACUAUGAAAUAACACAUAUGGAAUCAUGUAGUAACCAAAAAAGUGUUAAAGAAAUUGAAAAAUAAAUUUGAGAUUCUUCAAAUAGCCACCCUUUGCCUUGAUGACAGCUUUGCACACUCUUGGCAUUCUCUCAACCAGCUUCACCUGGAAUGCUUUUCCAACAGUCUUGAAGGAGUUCCCACAUAUGCUGAGCACUUGUUGGCUGCUAUUCCUUCACUCUGCGGUCUGACUCAUCCCAAACCAUCUCAAUUGGGUUGAGGUCGGGUGCUUGUGGAGGCCAGGUCAUCUGAUGCAGCACUCCAUCACUCUCCUUCUUGGUAAAAUAGCCCUUACACAGCCUGGAGGUGUGUUGGGUCAUUGUCCUGUUGAAAAACAAAUGAUAAUCCCACUAACCCAAACCAGACGGGAUGGUGUAUCGCUGCAGAAUGCUGUGGUAGCCAGGCUGGUUAAGUGUGCCUUGAAUUCUAAAUAAAUCAGAGUGUCACCAGCAAAGCACCAUCACCCCACCUCCUCCAUGCUUUACGGUGGGAAAUACACAUGCAGAGAUCAUCCGUUCACCUACACCGCGUCUCACAAAGCCACGGCGGUUGGAACCAAAAAUCUCAAAUUUGGACUCCAGACCAAAGGACACAUUUCCAGCGGUCUAAUGUCCAUUGCUCGUGUUUCUUGGCCCAAGCAGGUCUCUUCUUCUUAUUGGUGUCCUUUAGUAGUGGUUUCUUUGCAGCAAUUCGACCAUGAAGGCCUGAUUCUCACACAGUCCCCUCUGAACAGUUGAUGUUGAGAUGUGUCUGUUACAUUUAUUUGGGCUGCAAUUUCUGAGGCUGGUAACUCUAAUGAACUUAUCCUCUGCAGCAGAGGUAACUCUGGGUCUUCCCUUCCUGUGGUGGUCCUCAUGAGAGCCAGUUUCAUCAUAGCGCUUGAUGUUUUUUGCUGCUGCACUUGAAGAAACUUUCAAAGUUCUUGAAAUUGUCCAUAUUGACUGACCUUCAUGUCUUAAAGUAAUGAUGGACUGUUGUUUCUCUUUGCUUAUUUGAGCUGUUCUUGCCAUAAUAUGGACUUGGUCUUUUACCAAAUAGGGCGAUCUUCGGUAUAGCCCCCUCAAGUAUCAUGCUAGCUAGUCUUGGGUCUUAGACUGGGAGAGUUACUUGAGAGACGGGUGGGACGAAAGUAACAGAAUGUUAACUGAGGGACCUGGAAUAAAAUAAAAUAAACGUUUAAGCACAGGCCGUUGUCUCCUCUAGUUCAUAUUGCUUUUAAAAAAAGGAUAGCACAAUAUCAACAAAUGACUGAAUGUUUGAAAAUGAUAUGACAUUAUUAGAAUUAUGCUGUAAUCAAUUGACUUGAUCGAUCAGCUUCUCACAUAAGCUUUUAUCGACAGGUUAGUGGUUAAAAAUAUAUAUUUGUGAUUCGGGGGGUCAAUUACCAUGUGUCAAGCCAUGGAAAUGUGAUAAGCAUGAUGAGUUUGCCAUUUGUGAAGAGAAUAAUUUUUUUUAUUCUAUCAAGGCACGAGGAGUGUGAAUGACAAUGACAGCUGGAGCUCACCAGAAUAUUCAUUUGAAAAUGGUGAAAAACAUCUACUACAUUCCCAUUUAAAGGGAUACUUUGGGAUUUUGGCAAUGAGGCCCUUUAUCUACAGUACUUCCCCAGAGUCAGAUGAACUUGUGGAUACCGUUUUUAUUUGUCUGUGCCCAGUAUGAAGGAAGGUAGAGUUUCACGUAUCUACUCGACUUCGUCAUUGUGCUAAUGCUAGUUAGCAUUGGCUCGCGAAGCUACCUCUAAAUUACAGUUCUAAUGGUGGAGGACAAUUUGUCAUAAAAUAUGGUAUCGCUAACUCCAUAGAUCUGAGUAAUUAGGAAAAAAGCGUGUUACUUUCGUCCCGGUUUUCCCCUACAUACACACACAGACUCACACAUACAGACACACACAGAGAAGUGCAUACACAAAUAACCGUGCACACACACACAUAACAGUACACACACAGCCAUGCACAGGCACAAAGGCGGGGCACACACACCUUUCGUCCCACUCUACCCACAAUACCACUAAAUUGUAUGAAGUACAGUAUACACGUGUCAAUUUAACAUUUUGGGCCGCUCUACGACAUGCCCAUUACACAUGUUCAUUUCAUGUACAUCGCACGUUCAAUAAUUCCACUCCUUCGAGGAAACAUUCACAAACAUUUGUGAGAAUAGGUUGUCUCAUUGCCAAUGGCCUCUCAGACUCUUCAGUCGUCUAGACUGAAGCUGGGUGAUUCUCAUGGAACCAACUGAAACCAUGUCUGUGAUGAAUUCAGCUAUAUAGCCUCUAUAAAAACGUAAAUAAUUUACUAUCGUGUUAAUGCUCACUAUGCUUGGUUUCUGGCUCUUAAAUCUUAUUUUUGUGUUUUUUUAUUAAAACAUUUACUCUAUCUCAUUACUGUAAUGUACAUUUUGUAGGACUUUACAUGCAUUUAAUUUAUAAAAAUAACUAACAUAUUUAAUUAAAACCAAUGAAAUAUUGUUUAAAGUGAUACAUAUUCAAAGACCGUUAUCAUUUCUGGGUACAUUACAAAUUAGUCAUAUUUUAGACAAAAAAACGAUCACGUGUUUCUCAUUACCGUAGCAUUUCUUAAAGUUCCUUUACAAAAUACAGUGUUUUUUAAUUAGAAAAAUUUGACCCAUAAUGCAUUACUAAGAAGAGAAGAUCAAAGAUGGCCACAAGGUAAGCUAGUCUUUUCUCUUUUAUUAUGUUUAAAUCUGAUAAUUGUCCUCGUACACCCCAUUUACUCAUUUUAGAUUGUCAUUACCGUAACUGUGUAAUACUUGAUGUUUGAGCAAAAACAUUGAUUAAACUAUUUAUAGUAUAAUAGAUUAGAAAGAGCAUUAAUUUAUGAUGUAAAUGUUUUUGCUGAGUCAUAGAGGCUUCUGCCAUUGUUAGCUAAAUUUGCUAAGGGCUUCUCAUGACCAUAAUGACCAAUUCUCAUUACCAUGCCAUAUGGUUGUCUGUUACGGUAAUUAGAAGUUCAGUUACGGUAAUGAUAAACUGUUUCUGAUGCAUGUACAAUGUAACUACAUCACACUACAGUGGGGAGAACAAGUAUUUGAUACACUGCCGAUUUUGCAGGUUUUCCUACUUACAAAGCAUGUAGAGGUCUGUCAUUUUUAUCAUAGGUACACAUCAACUGUGAGAGACGGAAUCUAAAAAAAAUCUAAAAAAAUCCAGAAAAUCACAUUGUAUGAUUUUUAAGUAAUUAAUUUGCAUUUUAUUGCAUGACAUAAGUAUUUGAUACAUCAGAAAAGCAGAACUUAAUAUUUGGUACAGAAACCUUUGUUUGCAAUUACAGAGAUCAUACGUUUCCUGUAGGUCUUGACCAGGUUUGCACACACUGCAGCAGGGAUUUUGGCUCACUCCAUACAGAUCUUCUCCAGAUCCUUCAGGUUUCGGGACUGUCGCUGGGCAAUACGGACUUUCAGCUCCCUCCAAAGAUUUUCUAUUGGGUUCAGGUCUGGAGACUGGCUAGGCCCUGGCUGUGUGUUUCGGGUCGUUGUCAUGCUGGAAGACCCAGCCACGACCCAUCUUCAAUGUUCUUACUGAGGGAAGGAGGUUGUUGGCCAAGAUCUCGCGAUACAUGGCCCCAUCCAUCCUCCCCUCAAUACGGUGCAGUCGUCCUGUCCCCUUUGCAGAAAAGCAUCCCCAAAGAAUUAUGUUUCCACCUCCAUGCUUCACAGUUGGGAUGGUGUUCUUGGGGUUGUACUCAUCCUUCUUCUUCCUCCAAACACGGCGAGUGGAGUUUAGACCAAAAAGCUCUAUUUUUGUCUCAUCAGACCACAUGACCUUCUCCCAUUCCUCCUCUGGAUCAUCCAGAUGGUCAUUGGCAAACUUCAGACGGGCCUGGACAUGUGCUGGCUUGAGCAGGGGGACCUUGUGUGCGCUGCAGGAUUUUAAUCCAUGACGGCAUAGUGUGUUACUAAUGGUUUUCUUUGAGACUGUGGUCCCAGCUCUCUUCAGGUCAUUGACCAGGUCCUGCCGUGUAGUUCUGGGCUGAUCCCUCACCUUCCUCAUGAUCAUUGAUGCCCCAAGAGGUGAGAUUUUGCAUGGAGCCCCAGACCGAGGGUGAUUGACAGUCAUCUUGAACUUCUUCCAUUUUCUAAUAUUUGCACCAACAGUUGUUGCCUUCUCACCAAGCUGCUUGCCUAUUGUCCUGUAGCCCAUCCCAGCCUUGUGCAGGUCUACAAUUUUAUCCCUGAUGUCCUUACACAGCUCUCUGGUCUUGGCCAUUGUGGAGAGGUUAGAGUCUGUUUGAUUGAGUGUGUGGACAGGUGUCUUUUAUACAGGUAACGAGUUCAAACAGGUGCAGUUAAUACAGGUAAUGAGUGGAGAACAGGAGGGCUUCUUAAAGAAAAACUAACAGGUCUGUGAGAGCCGGAAUUCUUACUGGUUGGUAGGUGAUCAAAUACUUAUGUCAUGCAAUAAAAUGCAAAUUAAUGACUUACAAAUCAUACAAUGUAAUUUUCUGGAUUUUUGUUUUAGAUUCCGUCUCUCACAGUUGAAGUGUACCUAUGAUAAAAAUUACAGACCUCUACAUGCUUUGUAAGUAGGAAAACCUGCAAAAUCGGCAGUGUAUCAAAAACUUGUUCUCCCCACUGUAUGUGCGCAACAUAUACACUGCUAACCAAACAACAGUGCUAGGUGCAUGCACACUUGAAUUAAAGGCUAAAUACACUCAUAUUUUUUUUAAUAAAAAAUAUUUAGAUCAAAAAAUGGUCUCCUGAUGUGGUUUAAGCAAUGUUAGCAUAUCCAAUUUGGUUGUUUUUCUAUAAAAAAACUUUUUUUUUUUUUUUUUUUUUUUGCGAAAACCUGGAUAACAAAUCUGAACAACCACCACCAGCUUUUCUAGGUCCUUUUUUGACGCACCUGACCAGACAACUGGGCAAUAGUCAAGAUGGGACAAAACCAAAGCUUGCAGGACUUGUUUGGUUGCAUCUGUUAUAAAAGAAUGACCCUUUCACGUCUCACCACUGCAAAAAAAAUAUAGGGAAACACUGAGUUACCAUUUUAUAAUUUAACAUUACACUUAAAAAUCUAAAGUUUGUCUGUUUUCAGAAAUCAAAAGUGGUCUUCUGUCAACAAAUGUCCCCAUCCUAGACCAUCUGUGAUUUGUAGAUCCAGCUCGGUGUAUGCAAACAAUCCAAAAUGAAUGGAAAAUAUGAGGACCAAAUAAUUUCCAGAUUUGUUGUGUUCAUCUUUUCCACUAAAGACAAAGGUCCUUAGUGUUAUAUCAGAUUUUAAACUGUCAUGGUCAAAGCAUAUUUAUUCUGUUGUAAAGAUGGGGAGAGAUUUGUCUGUGAUGAAGAGAUGUUUUGCUUUUAUAACAUUUAGAUGCAGCCAAACAAGUCCUGCAAGCUUUGGUUUUGUCCCAUCUUGACUAUUGCCCAGUUGUAUGGUCCGGUGCAUCAAAAAAUGACCUAGAAAAGCUGCAGCUGGCCCAGAACAGAGCAGCACGUCUGGCCCUCAAAUGUUCUUGGAGGGCCAAUGUCAAUAACAUGCAGGUCAGACUCUCCUGGUUCAGAGUGGAGGAGAGAUUGACUGCAUCACUGUGUUUAAGGCUCCUGAGUGGCGCAGUGGUCUAAGGCACUGCAUCGCAGUGCUAACUGUGCCACUAGAGAUCCUGGUUCGAAUCCAGGCUCUGCCGCGACCGGGAGACUCAUGGGCGGCGCACAAUUGGCCCAGCGUUGUCCAGGGUAGGGGAGGGAAUGGCCAGCAGGGAUGUAGCUCAGUUGAUAGAGCAUGGCGUUUGCAACGCCAGGGUUGUGGGUUUGAUUCCCAUGGGGGGCCAGUAUAAAAAAAUAUGUAUUCACUAACUGUAAGUCGCUCUGGAUAAGAGCGUCUGCUAAAUGACUAAAAUGUAAAAUGUUUAAGAGAGAGUAUUGACAUGCUGAAAGUACCGAAUUGUCUGUACAGCCAGUUAAGACACAGCUCAAAACCUAUACAUCCCCCCCCCCCACAAGACACGCAAUCAGGGGUCUCUUCACAGUCCCCAAGUCCAGAACAGAGGCUGGGAGACUCACAGUACUGUUUAGAGAAAUGACUAUAUUUAAUUGUCUUCCACCUCAGGCAAGCAAUAAAAUCAGUUUUAAAAAAACAGAUAAACCGUAGUGUUCUUAGUUAAAAUGUGUGUUGCUGUUCCUGUCAAUUAGUGUACUGUAUUUUGUCAUGUUCUAUGUUUUGUGUGGACCCCAGGAAGAAUAGCUUCUGCUUCUUGAACAGCUAAUGGAGAUCUGAACAAAAAAUAAAGCAAACAUUUGGAGUUGAGGCAUAUAGCAUGAUGUUCUAAUUGCUGCCAAGUGAUGUGUACUCUUCGUGACAUUACAUUUACACUUGAGGUCUUAACACAUCUGACCAACCUUGGUAUAAACUGUGUUAAAGGGACAUUACAUUACAUUUACAUUUUAGUCAUUUAGUAGACGCUCUUAUCCAGAGCGACUUACAGUGAGUGAGUGCAUACAUUUUCCAUACUGGCCCCCCGUGGGAAUCGAACCCACAACCCUGGCGUUGCAAGCGCCAUGCUCUACCAACUGAGCUACAGGAGGCCCUAUUACACUCAAAAAUUCAAAGAUGAAUUGUCAUGAUGAAUACAAGAUGAUGCCGAACAAUUUUCCCUUUAAUCUUUUUUGGCACUGAGCAAAUUUCAGGUCUGCUGAGCACAAACUUGAACAUUGAAAAUUCUGUGCAACUUCCAGUGAGCAUUUACUGUGAACACUGAGGCUGUACCCGCUUUAAGUUACAGUUUUAACAGUGCACAGUAGGCUACUGUGGCUAUUUGAUCAUAAUGUAGGGCAGAGUGGCCUACCAUCAAAAACAAUGGAGAAAAUGCAUCCCAUAACAUUUUAACAUGGAAAUAGCUGUUCUAUCAUUCAGCCUAAGGUAGCAUCCAAUGUGUGGUGUUCAAUGUAGGCCUACAUUCCAUGAGACAUGCAGGGCUUGACAUUAACCUGUUUAUCCACUUGCCCUUCAGACAAGGUGACUGAAAAUGUUGUGUUUAAUGCAAGAAACCACUUUACAAAAUAAAAUGCAUUAUUAUUCCCAUAUCAUUUAUUAUACAGAAUCAGACAAAUUAUGCUACGCUCUGUCUAUUGGCUACUUAGCUUAUUAAAAAAAGGUCUUUACCAGACUCGCUUUUCAAAGAUGUCUAGAAAUGUAUACGUUUUGUCUCACUAACUAGCAAAGGAUAUGAACUAAAUGUGCACACGUGGCUACAUGCAGCUCUUGCUUUGAUCUCAAAACAAGCGCAUCUACUCACGACCACUUAUGCUGUAAACACAGUCCAGUUCAAAGUAAAUGGCACAGAUCCAUACAGUGAGGGGAAAAAAGUAUUUGAUCCCCUGCUGAUUUUGUACGUUUGCCCACUGACAAAGAAAUGAUCAGUCUAGAAUUUUAAUGGUAGGUUUAUUUGAAUGGUGAGAGACAGAAUAACGACAAAAUAAUCCAGAAAAACACAUGUCAAAAAUGUUAUAAAUUGAUUUGCAUUUUAAUGAGGGAAAUAAGUAUUUGACCCCCUCUCAAUCAGAAAGAUUUCUGGCUCCCAGGUGUCUGUUAUACAGGUAACAAGCUGAGAUUAGGAGCACACUCUUAAAGGGAGUGCUCCUAAUCUCAGCUUGUUACCUGUAUAAAAGACACCUGUCCACAGAAGCAAUCAAUCAAUCAGAUUCCAAACUCUCCACCAUGGCCAAGACCAAAGAGCUCUCCAAGGAUGUCAGGGACAAUAUUGUAGACCUACACAAGGCUGGAAUGGGCUACAAGACCAUCGCCAAGCAGCUUGGUGAGAAGGUGACAACAGUUGCAAAAAUGUAUGCACGCAUGACUCUAAGUCGCUUUGGAUAAAAGCGUCUGCUAAAUGGCUUAUUAUUAUUAUUAUUAAAUGGAAGAAACACAAAAUAACUGUCAAUCUCCCUCGGCCUGGGGCUCCAUGCAAGAUCUCACCUCGUGGAGUUGCAAUGAUCAUGAGAAUGGUGAGGAAUCAGCCCAGAACUACACGGGAGGAUCUUGUCAAUGAUCUCAAGGCAGCUGGGACCAUAGUCACCAAGAAAACAAUUGGUAACACACUACGCUGUGAAGGACUGACAUCCUGCAGUGCCCACAAGGUCCCCCUGCUCAAGAAAGCACAUAUACAUGCCCGUUUGAAGUUUGCCAAUGAACAUCUGAAUGAUUCAGAGGAGAACUGGGUGAAAGUGUUGUGGUCAGAUGAGACCAAAAUGGAGCUCUUUGGCAUCAACUCAACUCGCCGUGUUUGGAGGAGGAGGAAUGCUGCCUAUGACCCCAAGAACACCAUCCCCACCGUCAAACAUGGAGGUGGAAACAUUAUGCUUUGUGGGUGUUUUUCUGCUAAGGGGACAGGACAACUUCACCGCAUCAAAGGGACGAUGGACGGGGCCAUGUACCGUCAAAUUUGGGUGAGAACCUCUUUCCCUCAGCCAGGGCAUUGAAAAUGGGUUGUGGAUGGGUAUUCCAGCAUGGCAAUGACCCAAAACACACGGCCAAGGCAACAAAGGAGUGGCUCAAGAAGAAGCACAUUAAGGUCCUGGAGUGGCCUAGCCAGUCUCCAGACCUUAAUCCCAUAGAAAAUCUGUGGAGGGAGCUGAAGGUUUGAGUUGCCAAACGUCAGCCUCGAAACCUUAAUGACUUGGAGAAGAUCUCUGCAAAGAGGAGUGGGACAAAAUCCCUCCUAAGAUGUGUGCAAACCUGGUGGCCAACUACAAGAAACGUCUGACCUCUGUGAUUGCCAACAAGGGUUUUGCCACCAAGUACUAAGUCAUGUUUUGCAGAGGGGUCAAAUACUUAUUUCCCUCAUUAAAAUGCAAAUCAAUUUAUAACAUUUAUGACAUGCGUUUUUCUGGAUUUUGUUGUUGUUAUUCUGUCUCUCACUGUUCAAAUAAACCUACCAUUAAAAUUAUAGACUGAUCAUUUAUUUGUCAGUGGCCAAAUGAACAAAAUCAGCAGGGGAUCAAAUACUUUUUUCCCUCACUGUAUAUGGCAAUGGUCUAUUUGCAUAUAGGCCUACAGCAGCUCUGAUUGUUUAUGCCGCACCGGUCUGUGUGGCGUACGGGCUGAGUAGUGCUUGUCAAUGCAAUAGAAUCCUACUUCGAUGCAUUCUGCCUACAACAAAGUUUUCAUAGUUUGUUUUGUUUCGGAAUGUUGCAUUGAAAGGGGCUAAUAUUGCAUUGAUUCUAUCACAUUUGCCACAGUAAAGAGAAACAUUGAUAGUGUUAACAGGGAAAACUGUAGAACACUGGUCACUAACUUUUUCUGAGUCAAGAUCACUGAGUCAAAAUGCAAGCCGAGCAGUGGAGGCUGGGUGGGAGGACGGGCUCAUUGUAAUGGCUGGAAUGGAAUCAAUGGAAUGGUAUCAAACAGAUGGAAAUCACGUUUGAUUCCAUAAAUUCCAUUCCAGCCAUUGCUGUGAGCCCAUCCUCCUAUAGCUCCUCCCACCAGCCUCCUGAAGCUGAGAUCUACCACUCAGAUUUUUUUUUAAACACGACUUGUGGUCCUCUGUAGCUCAAUUGGUAGAGCAUGGCGCUUGUAACGCCAGGGUAGUGGGUUCAAUCCCCGGGACCACCCAUAUGUAAAUAUGUAUGCACACAUGACUGUAAGUCGCUUUGGAUAAAAGCGUCUGCUAAAUGGCAUAUUAUUAUUAUUAUUAUUAUUAUUAUUAUUAUUAUUAAAAAACGUAAGCCUGUGCAACAUUAACCAAUUAAAAACAGUACUGUAGCAAUGAGGUUUGUGCAGUAAGCUAUAGGCCCAAUACAUUAUCACCGCAUAUUGGCUUUGCUUGAAUUGCCCUGCCAAUACAUUGUUGUUCGGGCCAUAAAAAAAAAAAGUAGCAUUUCAAAAUUUGAGCUAGGCUUUAUGAUCACGCCGGUAAUAUAUCCGUUGUUGUAUUACUUGUGAAGCACAGCUGAGUGAGCAUACAUUUAAAUAAUGUGGGUUUUAUUUUUAUUUUACUGAUUGUGCCUGCAUCUGAUGGUCAGUCUCAGCGGAGGGAGGGAGCAGCAGACUGAGGGUCCGCCUCUCAGCAUCCCUCCGCUCUCCCUUUCCUCUGCUUACAAUGACCAAAAAGGGACACUGUCUUCCAGCUGAUGGCGAAACUCGAGUCACACCAAAUUAUUUCUGCCUCAUGUACAAAUUCAUGUUCUUACUCCUAUGAACAGAGAAAGUAAAAUAUCCCUUGAUAUAAAAAAAAAAGACCCAAACCGCUAAUAAUAACAACGCAAGCCUAUAGAUACACUUUCCUACUCAUUCAUUACUGCUGCAGUGCUUGUUGUAGUGCUGAGUGGAAAUAGGAAGAAUGCACAUUUUAUGGCUUAUGAAAGUGUUGAAUACAAAUUGUUGACAGUGCUGAGUAAGAACUUAAACAUGAACUCACUCAUAAAAACAGCAUCUCUUUGCUGUAUUCGUUGACAGUCUCUCUAGCCAUGGUUUUAAACAGUAUCAACUUUGCUGUAGCUUUCUUUUAAUACCUGCUACGUUACUGCAGACACGGUCAUCUGAGCCAUCCGAUUGGCCAGUGGGAAGGCAGAGUUUAUGCCUUCAGACACAUGAAAUGGUUCAAAAUGGCAACAGUUCGACUAUCCGGCACGCAGGGCAGCUGAAUCGGGGGCACCUACUGGCAACAGCCCGAGACUAAUAAAUAAAAUAGGAACACAAGGCUUUAUCGUUGGGCUUUUUACAGAAAUGUUUGGCGAUCGACUUGGUGGUUUACCCAAUACAUUACUGGGAGCUUAUAUAGAGAGGGUGAGACUGUUUUUAUUUGUAUAGCCUACAGUUUACUCGCCGUUAGUCAGCACCUCUUCGAACUUUUUGGGGUUUGCGCCAGCUCAUGCUUUUCAAAAGAUAAAUACACACCCCAUGCCAGUGAUUUGUGUAGAGACAACUGUAUGCCUCAACACCAUGCAUAUAGGUGGAUCUACACAAUGAAUGGCCUGGGAUGAGGACUUAAAGGGAUAGUUCACACACAUUCUACAUUUACACAUUGGUUUCCUUACCCUGUAAGCAGUCUAUGAAUGAGAUAAGACAGCAAUCCAUGCAUGGGUUUUGUUUACCUGGUCACUGUCUCCAACUUUGUGAAUAUCCCUGAUUUUAUUAUAUUUUUUUGCAUUUAAUUUCCAAAUCAUCUUAAAGUAACUUUAUUGAGCUAUACAAUCAAUUUUUUACACUUUGGGAUGAUUUGGACAUGGAACGUGAAAUAGCUUAUCGGAGAUAUCCACUUGCAUUGGUUUUGUGCUAUAAAUGCUAAACAAAAUCAAAACAUGGAUUGCUUAAAGGGAAAGGAAACCAAUGUAAUUUGGGUGAACUAUCCCCAUGAGACUACAUUUGAGGUAUGAAAACAUCUGACCAACUUAAAAAUAUUUUAUUGUAAUGCUCCUUUAGGGGUUGUGUAAUAAUGUAGUAGUCUAAUAAACAGAACAAUCUGAUUAAUCUAAACGUCUUGUUAUUAAGAUUGGCAGAUAAGGAAAGAAAAAGGGCUGCAUAAAGAGCAACUGGACAGAAAUCCAGAGCUGCUUGAGGAGUACCGUUCUCAUUACGUUACAGUAAUGAGAACUGACUAAAAUGAAAAUAUACUUCAUCAAAUUUUAUUUUUUUAUAUGAUUUUUCGUUGUUGUAAUAACUCUCCUGUAUCUUUAGGCAAUUAAAACAAUUUGCAACAUUUUCACCAUGCAUUGUUGUUUUUUUUCUUCUAACUUUACAAGCAUUACGGUAAUGAGAUUUAUUUUGUGCGUGGUCUUGGAAAAUGUGUAAAAAAAAUUUUUUAUCUGAUGAUAAAUUUAACAUAGACAAUAAUUUGAGAUGGUAUUUGAUCCAUUACAAAAUAAAAAAUGUUUUGUAUUUUCAAAAUUGACCAAGAGUAAUACCAAGUUAGCAAGAAUCACCCAGCUGUGUACCGAACGACACCCUAUUCCCUACAUUGUGCAGUACUCAGUAGUAUACUACAGUGGGGAAAAAAAGUAUUUAGUCAGCCACCAAUUGUGCAAGUUCUCCCACUUAAAAAGAUGAGAGGCCUGUAAUUUUCAUCAUAGGUACACGUCAACUAUGACAGACAAAAUGAGAGAGAGAAAAAUCCAGAAAAUCACAUUGUAGGAUUUUUAAUGAAUUUAUUUGCAAAUUAUGGUGGAAAAUAAGUAUUUGGUCAAUAACAAAAGUUUCUCAAUACUUUGUUAUAUACCCUUUGUUGGCAAUGACACAGGUCAAACGUUUUCUGUAAGUCUUCACAAGGUUUUCACACACUGUUGCUGGUAUUUUGGCCAUUCCUCCAUGCAGAUCUCCUCUAGAGCAGUGAUGUUUUGGGGCUAUCGCUGGGCAACACAGACUUUCAACUCCCUCCAAAGAUUUUCUAUGGGGUUGAGAUCUAGAGACUGGCUAGGCCACUCCAGGACCUUGAAAUGCUUCUUACGAAGCCACUCCUUCGUUGCCCGGGCGGUGUGUUUGGGAUCAUUGUCAUGCUGAAAGACCCAGCCACGUUUCAUCUUCAAUGCCCUUGCUGAUGGAAGGAGGUUUUCACUCAAAAUCUCACGAUACAUGGCCCCAUUCAUUCUUUCCUUUACACGGAUCAGUCGUCCUGGUCCCUUUGCAGAAAAAACAGCCCCAAAGCAUGAUGUUUCCACCCCCAUGCUUCACAGUAGGUAUGGUGUUCUUUGGAUGCAACUCAGCAUUCUUUGUCCUCCAAACACGACGAGUUGAGUUUUUACCAAAAAGUUCUAUUUUGGUUUCAUCUGACCAUAUGACAUUCUCCCAAUACUCUUCUGGAUCAUCCAAAUGCACUCUAGCAAACUUCAGACGGGCCUGGACAUGUACUGGCUUAAGCAGGGGGACACGUCUGGCACUGCAGGAUUUGAGUCCCUGGCGGCGUAGUGUGUUACUGAUGGUAGGCUUUGUUACUUUGGUCCCAGCUCUCUGCAGGUCAUUCACUAGGUCCCCCCGUGUGGUUCUGGGAUUUUUGCUCACCGUUCUUGUGAUCAUUUUGACCCCACGGGGUGAGAUCUUUCGUGGAGCCCCAGAUCGAGGGAGAUUAUCAGUGGUCUUGUAUGUCUUCCAUUUCCUCAUAAUUGCUCCCACAGUUGAUUUCUUCAAACCAAGCUGCUUACCUAUUGCAGAUUCAGUCUUCCCAGCCUGGUGCAGGUCUACAAUUUUGUUUCUGGUAUCCUUUGACAGCUCUUUGGUCUUGGCCAUAGUGGAGUUUGGAGUGUGACUGUUUGAGGUUGUGGACAGGUGUCUUUUAUACUGAUAACAAGUUCAAACAGGUGCCAUUAAUACAGGUAACGAGUGGAGGACAGAGGAGCCUAUUAAAGAAGUUACAGGUCUGUGAGAGACAGAAACUUGCUUGUUUGUAGGUGACCAAAUACUUAUUAUCCACCAUAAUUAGCAAAUAAAUUCAUAAAAAAUCCUACAAUGUGAUUUUCUGGAUUUUUUUCUCAAUUUGUCUGUCAUAGUUGACGUGUACCUAUGAUGAAAAUUACAGGCCUCUCUCAUCUUUUUAAGUAGGAGAACUUGCACAAUUGGUGGCUGACUAAAUACUUUUUCCCCCCCACUGUAUAUAGGGAAUAGGGUGUCAUUUGGGAUAUAGGGCUCCAGUCAAAAGUUGUGCACUAUAUAUACACUACCGUUCAAAAGUUUGGGGUCACUUAGAAAUGUCCUUGUUUUCAAAAGAAAAGCAAUUUUUCUGUCCAUUUUAAAAUUAAAAUAAAUACAGUGUAGACAUUGUUCAUGUUGUAAAUGGCUGUUGUAGCUGGAAACGGCUGAUUUUUUUUAUGGAAUAUCUACAUAGGCGUACAGAGGCCCAUUAUCAGCAACCAUCAUUCCUGUGUUCCAAUGGCACUUUGUUUGCUAAUCCAAGUUUAUCAUUUUUGAAAGGCUAAUCAGCAAGACUUUCAGCUCCCUCCAAAGAUUUUCUAUUGGGUUCAGGUCUGGAGACUGGCUAUGCCACUCCAGGACCUUGAGAUGCUUCUUAAGGAGCCACUCCUUAGUUGCCCUGGCUGUGUGUUUCGGGUCGUUGUCAUGCUGGAAGACCCAGCCACGACCCAUCUUCAAUGCUCUUACUGAGGGAAGGAGGUUGUUGGCCAAGAUCUCGCGAUACAUGGCCCCAUCCAUCCUCCCCUCAAUACGGUGCAGUCGUCCUGUCCCCUUUGCAGAGAAGCAUCCCCAAAGAAUGAUGUUUCUACCUCCAUGCUUCACGGUUGGGAUGGUGUUCUUGGGGUUGUACUCAUCCUUCUUCUUCCUCCAAACACGGCGAGUGGAGUUUAGACCAAAAAGCUCUAUUUUUGUCUCAUCAGACCACAUGACCUUCUCCCAUUCCUCCUCUGGAUCAUCCAGAUGGUCAUUGGCAAACUUCAGACGGGCCUGGACAUGCGCUGGCUUGAGCAGCGGGACCUUGCGUGCGCUGCAUGAUUUUAAUCCAUGACGGCGUAGUGUGUUACUAAUGGUUUUCUUUGAGACUGUGGUCCCAGCUCUCUUCAGGUCAUUGACCAGGUCCUGCCGUGUUGUUCUCGGCUGAUCCCUCACCUUCCUCAUGAUCAUUGAUGCCCCACGAGGUGAGAUCUUGCAUGAAGCCCCAGACCGAGGGUGAUUGACCAUCAUCUUGAACUUCUUCCAUUUUCUAAUAAUUGCGCCAACAGUUGUUGCCUUCUCACCAAGAUGCUUGCCUAUUGUCCUGUAGCCCAUCCCAGCCUUGUGCAGGUCUACAAUUUUAUCCCUGAUGUCCUUACACAGCUCUCUGGUCUUGGCCAUUGUGGAGACGUUGGAGUCUGUUUGAUUGAGUGUGUGGACAGGUGUCUUUUAUACAGGUAAAGAGUUCAAACAGGUGCAGUUAAUACAGGUAAUGAGUGGAGAACAGGAGCGCUUCUUAAAGAAAAACUAACAGGUCUGUGAGAGCCGGAAUUCUUACUGGUUGGUAGGUGAUCAAAUACUUAUGUCAUGCAAUAAAAAGCAAACUAAUUACUUAAAAAUCAUACAAUGUGAUUUUCUGGAUUUUUGUUUUAGAUUCCGUCUCUCACAGUUGAAGUGUACCUAUGAUAAGAAUUACAGACCUCUACAUGCUUUCUAAGUAGGAAAACCUGCAAAAUCGGCAGUGUAUCAAAUACUUGUUCUCCCCACUGUGUGUAUAUAUAUAUAUAUAUAGUAUAUAUAUAUAUAUAUAGAAGAAAUGAUAUAUAUAGAAUAUUACAAACCAUACCACACAACACACACAUACACACACAUAAACAACACACACACACACCACACACACACACCACCCAGUGGGGAAAAAAGUAUUUAGUCAGCCACCAAUUGUGCAAGUUCUCCCACUUAAAAAGAUGAGAGAGGCCUGUAAUUUUCAUCAUAGGUACACGUCAACUAUGACAGACAAAUUGAGAAAAACAAAUCCAGAAAAUCACAUUGUAGGAUUUUUUAGAAUUAUUUGCAAAUUAUGGUGGGAAAAUAAGUAUUUGGUCACCUACAAACAAGCAAGAUUUCUGGCUCUCACAGACCUGUAACUUCUUCUUUAAGAAGGGCUCCUCUGUCCUCCACUUCGUUACCUGUAUUAAUGGCACCUGUUUGAACUUGUUAUCAGUAUAAAAGACACCUGUCCACAACCUCAAACAGUCACACUCCAAACUCUACUAUGGCCAAGACCAAAGAGCUGUCAAAGGACACCAGAAACAAAAUUGUAGACCUGCACCAGGCUGGGAAGACUGAAUCUGCAAUAGGUAAGCAGCUUGGUUUGAAGAAAUCAACUGUGGGAGCAAUUAUUAGGAAAUGGAAGACUGAUAAUCUCCCUCGAUCUGGGGCUCCACGCAAGAUCUCACCCCGUGGGGUCAAAAUGAUCACAAGAACGGUGAGCAAAAAUCCCAGAACCACAUGGGGGGACCUAGUGAAUGACCUGCAGAGAGCUGGGACCAAAGUAACAAAGCCUACCAUCAGUAACACACUACGCCGCCAGGGACUCAAAUCCUGCAGUGCAAGACGUGUCCCCCUGCUUAAGCCAGUACAUGUCCAGGCCCGUCUGAAGUUUGCUAGAGUGCAUUUGGAUGAUCCAGAAGAGGAUUGGGAGAAUGUCAUAUGGUCAGAUGAAACCAAAAUAGAACUUUUUGGUAAAAACUCAACUCGUCGUGUUUGGAGGACAAAGAAUGCUGAGUUGCAUCCAAAGAACACCAUACCUACUGUGAAGCAUGGGGGUGGAAACAAAAUGCUUUGGGGCUGUUUUUCUGCAAAGGGACCAGGACGACUGAUCCGUGUAAAGGAAAGAAUGAAUGGGGCCAUGUAUCAUGAGAUUUUGAGUGAAAACCUCCUUCCAUCAGCAAGAGCAUUGAAGAUGAAACGUGGCUGGGUCUUUCAGCAUGACAAUGAUCCCAAACACACCGCCCGGGCAACGAAGGAGUGGCUUCGUAAGAAGCAUUUAAAGGUCCUGGAGUGGCCUAGCCAGUCUCCAGAUCUCAACCCCAUAGAAAAUAUUUGGAGGGAGUUGAAAGUCUGUGUUGCCCAGCGACAGCCCCAAAACAUCACUGCUCUAGAGGAGAUCUGCAUGGAGGAAUGGGCCAAAAUACCAGCAACAGUGUGUGAAAACCUUGUGAAGACUUACAGAAAACGUUUGACCUGUGUCAUUGCCAACAAAGGGUAUAUAACAAAGUAUUGAGAAACUUUUGUUAUUGACCAAAUACUUAUUUUCCAACAUAAUUUGCAAAUAAAUUCAUUAAAAAUCCUACAAUGUGAUUUUCUGGAAUAUUUUUUCUCAUUUUGUCUGUCAUAGUUGACGUGUACAUAUGAUAAAAUUACAGGCCUCUCUCAUCUUUUUAAGUGGAAGAACUUGCACAAUUGGUGGCUGACUAAAUACUUUUUUCCCCCACUGUGUGUAUAUAUAUAUAUAUAUAUACACUUUUUUUUUUAGGGAAUAGGGUGCCAUUUGGGAUGUAGGCUAAAACAGUUCCUCAAACGGAAAUGUCUGCGACGAUUUCUUCCACACAGGUGGCACAGAUGGUCUCUUCCGCUUUCCUCCAUCUUAGCUCAUAAUCACAUCCCUAGGGUCUUUACAUUUAAUGUGACCUGUCUGUCUGUCAUGCAUACUGUAGAGUGUUUAUUUUAGAAGGAUGAUGAGCUAAUGUGUCAAAUCAUCUUGAUUUGUCUGCAGGUCUGGACUGUAAGACACUGUACAGGACACCUCUCGCAUCCGCCUCAGAUGGCCCAACACAGAGACUGAGUGGGGGUGAGUUAUUAUUGUUAUCACGCUUCAAUUGUAUUUGUUCAGUUAGAAUCAGUAGUUUAAUAGUGAUUAUUAUUUAUUUAUGUAUCAUUAAAUCAAAUCAAAUCAAAUUUUAUUGGCCACAUGCGCUGAAUACAACAGGUGCAGACAUUACAGUGAAAUGCUUACUUACAGCCCUUAACCAACAGUGCAUUUAUUUUUAAUAAAAAAGUAAAAAUAAAACAACAACAAAAAAAGUGUUGAGAAAAAAAGAGCAGAAGUAAAAUAAAAUAACAGUAGGAAGGCUAUAUAUACAGGGGGGUACCGGUGCAGAGUCAAUGUGCGGGUGCACCGGCUAGUUGAGGUAGUUGAAGUAAUAUGUACAUGUGGGCAGAGUUAAAGUGACUAUGCAUAAAUAAUUAACAGAGUAGCAGCAGCGUAAAAGGAUGGGGUGGGGGGGCAGUGCAAAUAGUCCGGGUAGCCAUGAUUAGCUGUUCAGGAGUCUUAUGGCUUGGGGGUAGAAGCUGUUGAGAAGUCUUUUGGACCUAGACUUGGCACUCUGGUACCGCUUGCCGUGCGGUAGCAGAGAGAACAGUCUAUGACUAGUGUGGCUGGAGUCUUUGACAAUUUUGAGGGCUUUCCUCUGACACCGCCUGGUAUAGAGGUCCUGGAUGGCAGGAAGCUUGGCCCCAGUGAUGUACUGGGCCGUACGCACUACCCUCUGUAGUGCCUUGCGGUCGGAGGCCGAGCAGUUGCCAUACCAGGCGGUGAUGCAACCAGUCAGGAUGCUCUCGAUGGUGCAGCUGUAUAAUUUUUUGAGGAUCUGAGGACCCAUGCCAAAUCUUUUCAGUCUCCUGUGGGGGAAUAGGCUUUGCCGUGCCCUCUUCACGACUGUCUUGGUGUGUUUGGACCAUGAUAGUUUGUUGGUGAUGUGGGCACCAAGGAACUUGAAGCUCUCAUCCUGUUCCACUACAGCCCCGUCGAUGAGAAUGGGGGCGUGCUCAGUCCUCUUUUUUUUCCCUGUAGUCCACAAUCAUCUCCUUUGUCUUGGUCACGUUGAGGGAGAGGUUGUUGUCCUGGCACCACACGGCCAGGUCUCUGACCUCCUCCCUAUAGGCUGUCUCAUCGUUAAUCCUUGAAAUUAAGUGUUUUGACUGACUGUUACAUUCGUGGGGGUGAGUUAUCUUAUCACACUAACUAUAGAAGAUGGCAGUUUUAUAUCCAAUAUUUGUGAGGGUAUUUGUGGUAACAACACUUUCUUUGUACAACUUGUAUAAAUAAUACAUGUUCAUACUUUUCUCACACCCAAAGUGAAUGACUGGCUACAACUUGCUAGUAUCCUAUAUAAAUGUAUGAAUAUCAUGCAGGUAAUGUGUUCAUAAUGCUCCCAAUGCUUUCUAAGGAAUUUCCAUGUGACAAAUCUGAUUGAGUUAAAUGCAUUUGGCCGGACCCACUGACUGUUUCUCUCUCUCUCUUUCUCUUUCUUCGUUCCCCAGAGGUGGGGCCGGGUAGUGACGUGGGCGCCCUGUCGGAGUGUUUGCUCCGCUACCUGCGGGAACUACCAUCCCCCGUCAUCCCCCCCAUUGUUUACCCAGACCUGCAGGCUGCGCUGCAGCAGGGCGCCGCAGGUACGUGCCACAUUUCACUCACCCCUGCUUGUGCGCAACCAGUGCCCCCCCCCGACGAAACAGACCCAAGCUAUAGCAAGUAACAGAAUCGCAUGAAGCCGAACGAGCAAACAGAUAAAUUGUGUGGCGAGUCAAUCAUGUGCCCCCUCCUGCCUGAGAGAAUAGGCCCAGUGUGGAGUGCUGGGGAUGAGCUAGUCUCAGGCAUCCCAGAAAUGUUGUAACUUAUAUUUCUACCCUGGUCCCUGGUGAUGUCAGGGAUGGUGUGUGUGCCUGCAUGCCUGUCUGCAUAUGAGAGAAAGAGAAGGGGGUGUUUGUGUGUGUGCUGAGAGAGUUGCUGUUUGUGUGUGUGCGUAUGGGGCUGCCGUAACACGCGUGGUCUCCCUCCUCCCACAGACUGGUCCAAGGCUGUGGCGACGAGCAGCAGUGUAGGCAGGGAUCUGAGCCUGGUCCUGGAGAGGGCCACCAACAUACCCCUGCACCACAGCCUCACCCUGCAAUACCUGCUCACACACCUGGGCAAGGUGGGCCAGAGCUCCCAGCUCAACGGCCUGGACCCUCACGCCCUGGGCCUGGUCUUUGGGCCGCUGCUGAUCCGGCCCAGCUCUGCCACUAGGUGAGUAGGAGAAUCCCUAAUCUGACAUAAGAAUAAAGGAAGUUGCACACUGUAAACAAUGCCUAAAAAACUUCAACAUUCUUAAGUUGUUUUUUGAUUUUACAAUGUUAUAAAGCCACUUUCACACCACCCAGACAAACACCAAAAAACCGAGUUGGGUCAGUGUACGCCGCUCUUCUGUGUUGGUUGGCGUUUGUUGUCCAAUUCGGCAUGUUCAAUCAGAGUUUGGUGGUGUGUGCGGUGUGCAAGCAGCUUAAUGGAUUGCUUAUUUUUAGGUGCUUUUCACUAGGUCUCAAAGUGCUUUACAUUGUAUUGGGGUAACUACUGUAACAUCAAACCAUUGUGUAGUUGCACCUACCUGGGUAAUAAACAGCAGCCAUUUUGUGUCAGAUUGCCGAGUUACCACAUAGUUAGGGAAUAUCCUACCACAUAGCCAGCGAUAUUCUCUUGAGACAGACAAGAGAGCUCUAACGUCACUGGGUGAGUGAAAGGAUGUGAUUGUUAGAUCUCUCUCCAUUGUGCGACAGAGGAAAUCCAUAAGGCCAAGUGCUGUUACUACAGAUCGCAGUGGAGCGCUUUUCCUCUCCCUCCACAGCCCCAUGUGUUUCAGUGACCUGCUGUUGACUGAACAUCUUAUGACCAUGUGUCUGACUCCCUGCUGUUGUUGAUUGACAGGUGGGAGGUGGGGGAGGAGUUCCCUGCACUGGCACUGGAGAGGCUGCUGAUGGAGAUGGCCAUGGGACAGGAAGUCCUGCACCCAGGUAUUGAUGGAUAGAUGCAGUGCUUCAAAAUGGAGGGCUCCAUAGAAAUUAAUAUAGAUGCUAGAAUGGAUGGAAAUAGUGUUUUUAGAAUGGAAUGUAUUUACGGUUGACUCAACUUGUUUGCAAUUGUUUUGCAAUGGUAGUUUGCAAUUGCUUGGUAAUUGAAUAAGUUAGUGCUGAUUUGUACAGACUGAUAACAUUUUCCCUGACGAAAGUAAUUAUUCUAUUAAUCAACUGUGAUGCUUGUCCAAACCUUUCCUAACUAAUGGGUGUCACUGUUUGUUUGUUUGUAGCUCUGCCAGCCAUGCCAGUAAAGGUCAAAACUACAACUCCAGCCAUGACUGAGACCAACAUACUGACUGAUUCUGAGUGGUACUGGGGGGAAAUCUCCAGGUAAAGAGCCAUUCAUGUAACGAUAGCAUUUCUACAUCAACAAAAUAGUAGGCCUAUAGUAUAAGAUUAUAGUACUUAUUUAUCCAGUAACUACAUUUUUGUGUUGAUUAAAACUGGAUCAUAGUAAACAUUAUUGUGGAUUUUACUAUAGGAUACUUGUUGUGGAUUGUAGUAUAGGAUAUUUAAUUUGUAUUGUGAAGGAUGUGGUGCUUUCAUGAAUUCACAUUUGCCUCUAACUGUGCCGUUGUGUUCCCAGGGAGGAGGUGAACGAGAAGAUGAGAGACACCCCUGACGGGACGUUCAUGGUCCGCGACGCCUCCAGCAAACUGGAGGGAGAGUACACACUGACCCUCAGGUGAGAGGCUGCCCCCAGUGCAUUCGGAAAGUAUUCAGACCCCUUGACUUUUUCCACAUUUUGUUACAUUACAGCCUCAUUCUGACAUGGAUUAAAUACACAAUACCCCAUAAUGACAAAGCAAAAACAGGUUUUUAGAAAUGUUUGCACAUUUUAUAAAAAAUAAAAAAACUGAUAUCACAUUUAUAUAAGUAUUCAGACCCUUUACUCAGUACUUUGUUGAAGCACCUUUGGCAGCGAAUUACAGCCUCGAGUCUUCUUGGGUAUGACGCUACAAGCUUGGCACACCUGUAUUUGGGGAGUUUCUCCCAUUCUUCUCUGCAGAUCCUCUCUAGCUCUGUCAGGUUGGAUGGGGAGUGUCGCCGCACAGCUAUUUUCAGGUCUCUCCAGAGAUGUUUGAUCAGGUUCAAGUCUGGGCUCUGGCUGGGCCACUCAAGGACAUUCAGAGACUUGUCCCAAAGCCACACCUGCGUUGUCUUGGCUGUGUGCUUAGGGUCGUUGUCCUGUUGGAAGGUGGACCUUCGUCCCAGUCUGAGGUCCUGUGCGCUCUGGAGCAGGUUUUCAUCAAGGAUCUCUCUAUACUUUGCUCCGUUCAUCUGUCCCUCGAUCCUGACUAAUCUCCCAGUCCCUGCCGCUGAAAAACAUCCCCUCAGCAUGAUGCUGCCACCACCAUGAUUCACCGUAGGGAUGGUGCCAGGUUUCCACCAGACGUGACGCUUGGCAUUCAGGCCAAAGAGUUCAAUCUUGGUUUCGUAAGACCAAAUAAUCUUGUUUCUCAUGGUCUGAGAGUACUGUAGGUGUCUUUUGGCAAACUCCAAGGGGGCUGUCAUGUCCCUUUUACUGAGGAGUGGCUUCCGUCUGGCCACUGUACCAUAAAGGCCUGAUUGGUGGAAUGCUGCAGAGAUGGUUGUCCUUCUGGAAGGUUCUCCCAUCUCCACAGAGGAACUCUGGACUUCUGUCAGAGUGACCACCAGGUUUUUGGUCACCUCCCUGACCAAGGCCCUUCUCCCCUGAUUGCUCAGUUUGGCCGGGUGGCCAGCUCUAGGAAGAGUAUUGGUGGCUCCAAACUUCUUCCAUUUAAGUAUGAUUGAGGCCACUCUGUUCUUGGGGACCUUCAAUGCUGCAGACAUUUUUUGGUACCCUUCCCCAGAUCUGUGCCUCGACACAAUCCUGUCUCGGAACUCUACGGACAAUUCCUUCGACCUCAUGGCUUGGUUUUUGCUCUGACAUGCACUGUCAACUGUGGGACCUUAUAUAGACAGGUGUGUGCCUUUCCAAAUCAUGUCCAAUCAAUUGAAUUUACCACAGGUUGACUACAAUCAAGUUGUAGAAACAUCUCAAGGAUGAUCAAUGGAAACAGGAUACACCUGAGCUCAAUUUCGAGUCUCAUAGCAAAGGGUCUGAAUACUUAUGUAAAUAAGGUAUUUCUGUUUUAUUUAUUUGAUAAAUUAGCAAACAUUUCUAAACCUGUUUUCGCUUUGUCAUUAUGGGGUAUUGUGUGUAGAUUGAGGGGAAAAAACUAUUUAAUCAAUUUUAGAAUAAGGCUGUAACGUAACAAAAUGUGGAAAAAGGGAAGGGGUCUGAAUACUUUCAGAAUGCACUGUAUAGAUGUUAUGUAAAGAGCAGAGGACUAUUAACAUUACCAUUCCUGAACCUCUGUGAAUAGUUGAUUCUGUGUAUGACUUUUUAAUCUCCUUUUUGAAUGUGGAAUGUUCGUUUACUAUUGCGAUACUUGGGACCCUUGUAGCUCAGUUGGUAGAACAUGCAACGCCAGGGUUGUGGGUUCGAUUCCCACGGGGGACCGGUACGAAAAUGUAUGCACUCAUUACUGUAAGUCACUCUGGAUAAGAGUGUCUGUUAAAUUACAAAAAAAUGUAAAUGUAAAAUGUCUUGGGUUCACAUUUGAAAAAUACCAAAUAAUUAAAAGAAUGCUACAGAAUGGAUGUUAUGGAAAGAACUAGUCACUUUCUAAAGAACCUAAAAGACUAGUUUCUCAACCGCUCCCCAACCGCUCCCCAAUCGUUCCCCAAUCGUUCCACAGGAAAGGUGGAAACAACAAGCUGAUCAAGGUGUGCCACCGGGGAGGUCGCUAUGGAUUCUCGGAGCCUCUCACCUUCGUCACGGUGGUGGAGCUCAUCAACCACUACCGCCAUGAGUCCCUGGCCCAGUACAACGCCAAGCUUGACACCCGGCUACUCUACCCUGUCUCCAAAUACCAGCAGGUACAUACACUACAUGUACAACAACUGAACAACAUACAAUUGUCCAUCGAAAGGAACAUUUUAUUUUUGCUGGCCCACCUCCUCUUGAGGCUCCAACCACCCCAACACCCUCCUGUAAUUGAUACUAUGGUCAUAUUUGUGACAUUUGUGAGGGGUUGCCAUUUAGUCACCUCCAGUUCCAGGAUAAUACAAUGAAGUUAGAGUGCAAGUUGGAAUGUCCUUUUCAUGGAACUUUUGAUGCUAAAAUUGAGAAAAUAUAGUUCCUGCUGAAUUUGUAUUGCUGUCUUCCGUCCUGAGUGGCUGCUUGGUGAGUAUUUUGACUGACUGUUGGCUGACGUCAGAACCUUUAUAUUUAGAGAGUUAGGACAUUGAGGUUUCUGCAUUAUGAUGCAUUUACAUGACACUACAUUCCAUGGCAGCCAUGUUAGCUCCCCAUGGGCAAUGUUGACCAAUAGAAGUUCUCAGAAUUCUUAACAGUACUAUGCUCAAGAUUCUCGUCAUGAAUGGAUAAAUAGAAUGCUCAAGGGCGCUAACAUGGCGUCCUCUAAAUAUAUGGCUCUGGCUAACGUUUCUCCUCAGGAGCAGCUUGUGAAAGAGGACAGCACUGAGGCGGUGGGCGAGCAGCUGAAGGUGUACCACGAGCAGUACCAGGAGAAGAGCUGGGAGUACGAUGUGCUCUACGAGGAGUACACCCGUACCUCACAGGUACUAUACUGUAGGGAUACUAUACUGUAUAGAGACUACUGGUCCACACUUCUGACUUCUGGACCACUCCUCUCUCAAGCUCUGUCCCAAAACAAUUAUUCUUGUAUUCGUCUUUUUUGUGUCCUUCUUGUAUCCUUGCUCUGUAACCAAUGAUGUGAAGGAACUGGUGAAAACGGCAUGAUGGAAAAUCACAUGCCUCCUAACUGUCAUGAGGGGAUCCCCUGUGUGUCUCUGUCAGGAGCUCCAGAUGAAGCGCACGGCCAUCGAGGCCUUCAACGAGACCAUCAAGAUCUUCGAGGAGCAGUGCGAGACUCAGGAGCGCUACAGCAAAGAGACCAUUGAGAAGUUCCGACGUGAAGGCAACGACAAGGAGAUCCAGAAGUAAGCAUUUAUGUAUUUUAAGCCAAUUUUAAAAGUAUUCAUCCUCCUUGGCAUUUUUCAUAUUUUGUUGCAUUACAACCUGUAAUUUAAAUGGAUUUUUAUUUGGAUUUCAUGUAAUGGAUAUACACAAAAUAGUCCAAAUUGGUGAAGUGAAAUGAAAAACAUAACUUGUUUCAAAAAAUUCUACAAAAUAAAUAACGGAAAAGUGGUGCGUGCACAUGUAUUCACCCCCUUUGCUAUGAAGCCCCUAAAUAAGAUCUGAUGCAACCAAUUACCUUCAGAUGUCACAUAAUUAGUUAAAUAAAGUCCACCUGUGUGCAAUCUAAGUGUCACAUGAUCUGUCACAUGAUCUCAGUAUAUAUACACCUGUUCUGAAAGGCCCCAGAGUCUGCAACACCACUAAGCAAGUGGCACCAUGAAGACCAAGGAGCUCUCCAAACAGGUCAGGGACAAAGUUGUGGAGAAGUACAGAUCAGGGUUGGGUUAUAAAAAAAUAUCCGAAACUUUGAACAUCCUACGGAGCACCAUUUUUAAAUCCAUUAUUAAAAAAUGGAAAGAAUAUGGCACAACAAACCUGCCAAGAGAGGGCCGCCCACCAAAACUCACGGACCAGGCAAGGAGGGUAUUAAUCAGAGAGGCAACAAAGAGACCAAAGAUAACCCUGAAGGAGCAGCAAAGCUCCACAGCGGAGAUUGGAGUAUCUGUCCAUAGGACCACUUUAAACCGUACACUCCACAGAGCUGGGCUUUACGGAAGAGUAGCCAGGAAAAAAAGCCAUUACUUAAAGAAAAGAAAUGAGCAAACACGUUUGGUUUCCCCAAAAGGCAUGUGGGAGACUCCCCAAACAUAUGGAAGAAGGUACAGUGAGGGAAAAAAGUAUUUGAUCCCCUGCUGAUUUUGUACGUUUGCCCACUGACAAAGAAAUGAUCAGUCUAGAAUUUUAAUGGUAGGUUUAUUUGAACAGUGAGAGACAGAAUAACAACAAAAAAAUCCAGAAAAUCUAAUGUCAAAAAUGUUAUAAAUUGAUUUGCAUUUUAAUGAGGGACAUAAAUAUUUGACCCCCUCUCAAUCAGAAAGAUUUCUGGCUCCCAGGUGUCUUUUAUACAGGUAACGAGCUGAGAUUAGGAGCACACUCUUAAAGGGAGUGCUCCUAAUCUCAGCUUGUUACCUGUAUAAAAGACACCUGUCCACAGAAGCAAUCAAUCAAUCAGAUUCCAAACUCUCCACCAUGGCCAAGACCAAAGAGCUCUCCAAGGAUGUCAGGGACAAUAUUGUAGACCUACACAAGGCUGGAAUGGGCUACAAGACCAUCGCCAAGCAGCUUGGUGAGAAGGUGACAACAGUUGGUGCGAUUAUUCGCAAAUGGAAGAAACACAAAAGCACUGUCAAUCUCCCUUGGCCUGGGGCUCCAUGCAAGAUCUCACCUCGUGGAGUUGCAAUGAUCAUGAGAACGGUGAGGAAUCAGCCCAGAACUACAUGGGAGGAUCUUGUCAAUGAUCUCAAGGCAGCUGGGACCAUAGUCACCAAGAAAACAAUUGGUAACACACUACGCCAUGAAGGACUGAAAUCCUGCAGCGCCCGCAAGGUCCCCCUGUUCAAGAAAGCACAUAUACAUGCCCGUCUGAAGUUUGCCAAUGAACAUCUGAAUGAUUCAGAGGAGAACUGGGUGAAAGUGUUGCGGUCAGAUGAGACCAAAAUGGAGCUCUUUGGCAUCAACUCAACUCGCCGUGUUUGGAGGAGGAGGAAUGCUGCCUAUGACCCCAAGAACACCAUCCCCACCGUCAAACAUGGAGGUGGAAACAUUAUGCUUUGGGGGUGUUUCUCUGCUAAGGGGACAGGACAACUUCACCGCAUCAAAGGGACGAUGGACGGUGCCAUGUACCGUCAAAUCUUGGGUGAGAACCUCCUUCCCUCAGCCAGGGCAUUGAAAAUGGCUCAUGAAUGGGUAUUCCAGCAUGACAAUGACCCAAAACACACGGCCAAGGCAACAAAGGAGUGGCUCAAGAAGAAGCACAUUAAGGUCCUGGAGUGGCCUAGCCAGUCUCCAGACCUUAAUCCCAUAGAAAAUCUGUGGAGGGAGCUGAAGGUUCGAGUUGCCAAACGUCAGGCUCGAAACCUUAAUGACUUGGAGAAGAUCUGCAAAGAGGAGUGGGACAAAAUCCCUCCUGAGAUGUGUACAAACCUGGUGGCCAACUACAAGAAACAUCUGACCUCUGUGAUUGCCAACAAGGGUUUUGCCACCAAGUACUAAGUCAUGUUUUGCAGAGGGGUCAAAUACUUAUUUCCCUCAUUAAAAUGCAAAUCUAUUUAUAACAUUUUUGACAUGCGUUUUUCUGGAUUUUUUUGUUGUUAUUCUGUCUCUCACUGUUCAAAUAAACCUACCAUUAAAAUUAUAGACUGAUCAUGUCUUUGUCAGUGGGCAAACGUACAAAAUCAGCAGGGGAUCAAAUACUUUUUUCCCUCACUGUACUCUGCUCAGAUGAGACUAAAUUCAGCUUUUUGGCCAUCAAGGAAAAUGCUAUGUCUUGGGCAAACCCAACACCUCUCAUCACCCCAAGAACACCAUCCCCACAGUGAAGCAUGGUGGUGGCAGCAUCAUGCUGUGGGGAUGUUUUUCAUCGGCAGGGACUGGGAAACUGGUCAGAAUUGAAGGAAUGAUGGAUGGCGCUAAAUACAGGGAAAUUCUUGAGGGAAACCUGUUUCAGUCUUCCAGAGAUUUGAGACUGGGACGGAGGUUCACCUUCCAGCAGGACAAUGACCCUAAGCAUACUGCUAAAGCAACACUCGAGUGGUUUAAGGGGAAACAUUUAAAUGUCUUGGAAUGGCCUAGUCAAAGCCCAGACCUCAAUCCCAUUGAGAAUCUGUGGUAUGACUUAAAGAUUGCUGUACACCAGCAGAACCCAUCCAACUUGAAGGAGCUGGUGCAGUUUUGCCUUGAAGAUUGGGAAAAAAUCCCAGCGGCUAGAUGUGCCAAGCUUAUAGAUACAUACCCCAAGAGACUUGCAGCUGUAAUUGCUGCAAAAGGUGUCUCUACAAAGUAUUGACUUUGGGGGGGGGGUGAAUAGUUAUGCACGCUCAAGUUUUCUGUUUUUUUGUCUUAUUUCUUGUUUGUUUCAAAAUAAAAAAUAUAUUGCAUCUUCAAAGUGGUAGGCAUGUUGUGUAAAUCAAAUGAUACAAACCCCCAAAAAAUACAUUUUAAUUCCAGGUUGUAAGGCAACAAAAUAUGAAAAAUGCCAAGGGGGGUGAAUUCUUUUGCAAGCCACUGUAUUGUAAAGAACAGUCAAACCAAACCAGACCACUACAAAUGAACCCCAUUGCAAAAACUGUUUUCUUCCCACUCACUUCAGGAUCCAGAGCAACUCGGAGCGUCUGAAGUCUCGGGUGACAGAGAUCCACGACAGCAAGAGAAAGCUGGAGCUGGACCUGAAGCAGCAGGCCACCGACAACAGAGAGAUCGACAAGAGGAUGAACAGCCUGAAGCCAGACCUCAUGCAGCUAAGGAAGAUCAGGGACCAGUACCUGAUGUAAGAAAACGCUAUGCUAUACGAUGCGAUACUAUCCCAGCCAACAUUUCCAUGUGGGGCCCAUGUGGGUUAAUGAAGGGCUGUUCCAUAGGACCCAUUAGGGAAACCCAACAGGGACCCACUAAGGUUUGUCCUCAGUAUCCACGUUGGCCCCACAUGUGGUUGCCAUGUUGGGAUUUAUGUGGGUUAAUGUUGGGCUUACUGAGGGACGCCUGUGGGCAAAUGUGUUUAUAACCCACGUGGGCCCCAGGUUUUAGCCCAGGUGGGUUAAAGAAGGGUUAACACUUGGUCCCCCAAAUAGGAUAAUAAAAUGUUUUGACGCUCAACAUGGCAACCACGUGGGGCCAACGUGGAUACUGAGGACAACUUUGUGGUCCCCUUGUGGUUAUCCUACAUGGGGGCCCAAGUGUUAACCCUUCUUUAACCCACCUGGUCUAAAACCUGGGGGUCACGUGGGUGAUCACACUUACCCGCAUGGGUCCCAGGUGUUUACCCAAAUGGGUGUGUAGUAUGACCUAUAUGGGCAGUCAGUAGGCUGUAAAUGUGGUUUUCAAUUGGGCUGUCCACCUGGGACCAAACUGGUUUUGUUUUCAGUCUCCAUGCAGGCCCCAGAUGUUGUUGCCCAAGCAAGCUUUCUUAAGAGAUGACAAAAGCAGUUAUUUAUAAAGGAAAUUAAUGUUUAUUUAUAGCACAUGCUCAGUUCAAAUACAAUGCAGGAACUACGAUUACAGGUAUAGUUCAAUCAAAUUACAAAUGUACACAUUGGUUUCCUCACCCUGUAUACAAUUCCUAAAAUGUGCAUGUCAGCAGUGAAGUUCUCAAGAUGGAGGACCUUCAGUACAGCAGUGUUCCCCAAUCCUGGUCCCAAAGGGGUGCACAUUUUUGUUUUUGCACUAGCACUCACAUACCUUAUUCAAUACAAAGGCUUGAUGAUGAGUUGCUUAGUGAAUCAAGUGUGUGAGUGUUGGGGCAAAAACAUAAAAGAGUACCCCUUUGGGUCCCCAGGACCAGGAUUGGGAAACACUGCAGUACAGAGCAAAAAGUGUGAUGAUGCAAAUUAUAUGCAAUGAUCAUUUAGAUAAUUUGCGUAGCAUUUGCAUCACCAUUAUACUUUUUGCUCUUGAAAACUUGAGCGCUAACAUGCGCAGUUUUUGGUAUUGUAUUAAAAGUGGACUAAUGAACAAAAUAGUACAAGAACGUCUUUUUUGUUAAAUGUCCCUUUCAGAGCACCUACCACUCCAUUCAGGAAAGCUGUGUCAAGUAACUUUUGCUCCAUGGCCUCUACAUCCUGGACAGUAUUCAUAGGGAAAUCAGACCCCUCAGAUAGUGCUGCUGUCGCUAUGUUACCACUGUCAGGUCCUCACUCUUCUUCAUCCAUGUCUGAGUCCGUCUGCCGAUCAGAAGUCUCCUCUGCCUUUUUAAGUUUGAUCUGGGCCGGUUCAUAGGUAGCUGUGAAAAUAAAACAUUUCGGUCUUUAUCCAAGGACUGUUAGCUGGAACCUAGUUGGAAAAACCCAUGUGGGCUACAACAUGGGUCCCUAUGGCUGCGUUUACACAGGCAGCCCAAUUCUGAUUAUUUUUCCCACUAAUUGGUCAGCUCUUUUGCCAAUAAUUUGGCAAAAGAUCAGAAUUGGGCUGCCUGUGUAAACGCAGCCAAAUUGACCCGUUACCAUUUUUAAAGGGCUGUAGUUGGUAUACAGUAACCUUAUUCGUUCAUGAUUAUUUUAUCAUAAUUUCUUUAAUUUGAAAGACUAAUCUUCAUAUUUUGGACCAUUCAGAAUCAGAUCAAGAUCAUGUAACUUUUCUGGUCAGUCUGUUCUAACAAGACGAUUUUAACUAGCUCAGUAAUUUAGCAUGGUAAUUAUUUUACUUCACUUAAUGUAGCAGGUCAAGUUUCUUAUUUCAAUUUCGUAUUUUAUUUGGAAAAAAUAAAAUGUACGACCAGAUAACCCAUUUUAUAAAUGGUAAAGGGCCCAUUUGGGACCUAUGGGUUUGCCUGUGUGUGUGACCCAAAUUGUUAACCCGAUUGGGUCCCAAUCAUAAUUCCUGAAAAAAGAACACCAGAUUGCCCACUUACAGCCCAUGGAAAAAAAUAUUCAGGGCUCAUUUGGGACCCAUGUUAUAGCCUACAUGGGUUUUCCCAUGUGUGACCCUGGUAGUAGGCCCGACUGGGUCCCAUUGACAGUCCCUGACCAUAUUCACACCAGGUAGCCCACUUACAGCCCAAUUAAAAAUGGAUUCCGGCACCAUUGGGGACCCACACUACAGGGGUUUUACCAUGUCUGGCCCAAAAGGUUAACUCAACUGCGUACCAGCUUAGAUAACCAUUUAGAGCCGUUGCCCAGUUGAAACCCGUGAAGUCCAUAUAAAACCCAGGUGGGGCCCACCUGGACAUGUUGGCUGUGAUGAUAUACGAUGCUAGGCUAUACGAUGCUAGGCUAUAUGAUGCUAGGCUAUAUGAUGCUAGGCUAUACGAUGCUAGGCUAUACGAUGCUAGGCUAUACGAUGCUAGGCUAUAUGAUGCUAGGCUAUGCGAUGAAAUGCUAUAUGAUGCGAUGUUAUGCCUCUUAUUCUGUUUCUUUGGUCUUGCAGGUGGUUGACACAGAAGGGGACGAGGCAGAAGAAGAUUAAUGAAUGGCUGGGUAUAAAGAACGAGGCAGAAGAGUAAGUGAUGAAAAUUGAACGUUUGGCAAGUGUUUAGAUCAUGUUAAGAGCUAUACCCAUGGGCAGGGGCGGACUGGGACCAGAAAUUGGCUCUGGCAUUUCUAACACACCCGCCCAUUUUAUUCCUUGAGGCCCCAUUAUUAACCAUAUAAUGAUAAUUUUGCACCAAAAAAAAACAAGUUGGACAGGUCCAAUAGGCAAAAAAUGUACCAGCCCAUCUGGCAUUUACACCUCUGCCCAUGGGUGCUUCUGUAAAAAUAGAAUUUGAAACUGUUGCCUUGUAUUCUGUAUUGAUGUCAUAUUCUGGUUGUAAAAAUAAAUGUUAUAAAAUGACAUAGUUACAUCAUUGCAACCAAUUCUGCCCACUGACAAUGAUCAAGUUGCCUUUCCCUAAAAGGCACAAGGCUUUUAAACCCUGCACCAUCUCCCCAAACGUCUGCCGCACCAAAAUAGAUCUAAUAAUAAUCCUAAAACUGUUAUAAAGUAUUUAGUGAAACAUCCAGUAAAACGAUGAGUCAUUAACCCGCCAUCUCCCUCCUACAGCUCCUACUGGUUGGUGGAGUACGAGGGCUCGCCCCACCACGACGAGGGCACCUGGUAUAUGGGCGACAUCAAGCGCACCCAGGCAGAGGAGCUGCUGAAGGACAAGUGUGACGGCACCUUCCUCAUCCGAGAGAGCCAGACGCAGAAGGGCUCCUACGCCUGCUCUGUAGUGUGAGUGUUUAUUUAAAUGUUUUCCAUGUCAUUUUAUGUCAGUCAAAAGGGCUAAGAUCAUUCAUUGAUGGGUUGAUCUAUUUAAAAUGGGCAAGUAGGAAUAUAGUAUGUGGUUGUAACUAAAACCACAUACUAUAUCCCUAUUCUUACUUGACAAUUUUAAAUAGAUGUUGUUGGCAUUCCCCCAAAUGACAAUUGUACACUGUGCCAUUGAUUUUAAGGGGACAGCAAAGGGGAGACCCACAUAGCUACAGUAUUCUACCGUAAAUCCUGUUGUUUUUACGGUAACUUAGUGUCAGACAGUUACCUGUAAGUUACUGUAAAAAAAUAAGGCUACAGUAUUCUACCGUAAAUUCCAAAGAAACGUUGGUUUAACAGUACAUUGUAAACUUUUUACAGUUGCUUUGGAAUUUUAAGUAACAUUUUUUAAAACCUUUUUUACAAUAACUUACAGGUAACUGUCUGCCAGUAAGUUACCGUAAAAACAACAGGAUGCUUUUUACAGUGUGGAGUAGGUCAAAGCUGUGUCCUGGAAAACCUUGGUAGCACAUGGGUGAAGUUGGGGCUUGUGAUGAUUGUGAAUUUCCUUUCUUUUUUUAGCUUUAGACCAACCCUAACAUCUCACUUAAAAUGUCGUUUUUGUGUUUAAUUACUUAGGAAACAUUUGUGACGUUGACCUUUUUGUUUGUUUCCAUAAAACUGUAAUCGCUCUGUCUCCCCCAGUGUGGACGGCGACCCUAAGCACUGCGUCAUCUACAAGACAGACAAAGGCUACGGCUUCGCCGAGCCUUACAACCUGUACAGUUCCCUGAAGGACCUGGUGCUCCACUACAAGCACGAGUCCCUGGUCCAACACAAUGACCAGCUGAAUGUAACCCUGGCCUAUCCGGUCCUCACCCAGACCCAGACCCAGCAGCAGAACCCCAGAUGA